This is a messenger RNA of Podarcis raffonei (Aeolian wall lizard), 1206 nucleotides long. Its product is annotated as synaptosomal-associated protein 25-like. Lineage: Eukaryota; Metazoa; Chordata; Lepidosauria; Squamata; Lacertidae. Gene Ontology annotation, cellular component: SNARE complex; plasma membrane. The record is from RefSeq and is a predicted model, not a curated record. Gene Ontology annotation, molecular function: SNAP receptor activity; syntaxin-1 binding; voltage-gated potassium channel activity. Gene Ontology annotation, biological process: exocytosis; synaptic vesicle fusion to presynaptic active zone membrane; synaptic vesicle priming. The transcript has 8 exons. The coding region runs from base 181 to 795 and encodes 204 amino acids.
GGUCCUCAGCCCCAGGCGGAGAGGGCGGGGCUCCAUCCUCUCCAUCCUGCGCGCUGGGCUUGUUGCUGAUGAGGGAGGACCGGGAGGCAGGAGUCUGGGACAGGAGGAGAAACAGGAGACCGUGGAUUUAUCCAUACAAGGAUAACCGUCCCCCUUGGUUCUUUCCCAAAAGAUCCCAAGAUGGCGGCCAAUGGUGUGGUGGGUUCGGAGUCAGAAGACCUUGAACAGCGCAUCCACCAAGUCAACAAUGAGGCUUUGGAGAGCACCAGGAGGAUGUUGCAGCUGGUAGAUGAGAGCAAAGAUGCCGGAAUUCGAACUUUGGUCAUGCUGGAUGACCAGGGAGAGCAGCUGGACCGGAUUGAGGACGGCUUGGACCAGAUCAUCCAAGACAUGAAGGAGGCCGAGAAGAACCUCACGGACAUGGCGAAAUGUUGUGGCCUCUUUGUCUGCCCCUGCGCAAAGUUAAAGAACAUAAAAGACUUGGAGGCCACCAAGACCAGCAACGGCCAGGUGGUCUCUCGACAACCCUGUGUGGUGGCCGAUGGAAACCAGAUGGUCAUGAGUGGGCCCUUCAUCCAAAGGAUAACGAAAGACGACGUGGAAGAAGAGAUGGAACAGAACCUGACGCAGGUGGACAGCAUGCUGAGCAACCUUCGCAGCAUGGCAGUGGACAUGAGCAACGAAAUCGACGUCCAGAGCAAGCAGGUGGACAGCAUUAAGGAAAAGGCCAUCGCAAACGUGAUUAGCAUCAACGCAGCCAACAACCAGACUACCAAGAUGCUGAAAAAUGCCUGAGCCGCCCCGCCCACCGCCUUUUACCCUCCCCACCCCACCCCCAAAAGAAACGGCUUCAUCCACCUGAAUUGGUUUCAAAUCAAGGCAGUUCCAAAUCACGUUUCCCAUUUUGAGACGCGUCCACUUCCUGAGUAAGCUUGCAUGCGAGUAACUAGAAAAGGAUGCUGGAAAGGCGAGAGCAGAGUGGAUUGUAGGGAAAUAGCGCCUUUGUACACACGAGGGACGCGAUCCUCCUGGAUCCAUCUGCAGAAUUGUUACACCUGUUUGCACAAGAGACUGUUUUCUGUACGUACCCAGGGACACUGAGCAAGACCACUUAUUGGAAGGCUAUGGCUGCUGUCCUAGUUGAAAGUAAGUCCUUUUGAUCAAUGUGGGAGUUGCUUCCUGCUAAACUUUCCCUCUCUCACGCAC